Molecule: messenger RNA, 871 nt
Organism: Papaver somniferum (opium poppy)
Lineage: Eukaryota; Viridiplantae; Streptophyta; Magnoliopsida; Ranunculales; Papaveraceae
Product: high mobility group B protein 6-like
Exons: 3
Coding region: 150-779 (209 amino acids)
Source: RefSeq, a predicted model, not a curated record
AAGAGAUCGAGAUUCCACUCCCAGCUGAUUACAAUAAAGAAAUCAAACAACAUUUAUAAAUAUACUUACCGUUAUCGCCGCUUACAUCUUUCAAAUUUCAAACACAAACUCAAACUCCAUUCUCACUUCACUUUAUCAGUCCAAAAACAAUGUUAACAACUCCAAUCAAGAAAAUGAAGCAAAAAAAUGGCAGAACACCUCUACAACUCAAGAACAUUCCUGCAAAUCCGAUUACUGAUGAUGGAGUUAAGACUAAGGGAAAGGGGAAGUCUGAAUGGAUUGAGAUAUCAUUAACCGGCAAAGAGAACUAUUUCAAUGUAAUGAAGAAAGUUGAGAAUAAUAAUAAAGAUCUGGAGAUUAUUCAGAGUAAUAAUAAUGAUAAUGUACCGAUUAAGAUUGAAUCGUUUGAUUCAUCCUUAGCUGAGGAAUUAGGUGUGAUUAGGAAGAAACUUGAGAGAUUGAGAUUGGAAAAGGAGAGAACUGAAAAGAUGUUGAGAGAGAUGGAUUUGGUGUUGGAUAUGGAAAUGAAAGAGAUGGAGAUGAGAGGGAAGAUGCAGAAGGAAUUGGAAAUGGAAGUUGUCAAGUUACAGAGAUUGAAUGAACUUAGAUCCUUUUGUAUGAGAGCUACUCGAAUCCAAUCGCUUAGAGAAAUUGAAGAAGCAAAGAAGAUUAAAGAAUCUCAAUUGAAGGAGGAGGAAACAGAAAAUGAGAUAGAGAAAUCAGAAGCAUCGUCAUCCUCGAGGGUAAAUGAUGAUGAUCAGAGCUUGGUUUUCUUUUGAUGUGUUUAUGUGUUUUGUCUAAACACUAAACUAUAGAUUGUGAUACCCGAAACCAGAGAAAAUAAUAGCUCAAUAUUUUCUUUUCAUCCAUU